GUCAGACAAAAUAUUACACCCACAAAUUUAACUUUUAUUUAAAAAAAAAAUAGCGUCACUUAUAAACUUUAUACUAUGGUUUAGGAGCAGCUUCUUAAUGAGACACUGAAACUACGACGAAACGGCAACCACUUCUCACGCGUCCUCCUUUCUUUUUUUUUUGUAAUACUCCUAGUACAUAGAGUAAAGAAUGUAAGCCAAUUUAUAUAAAUAGAAAGCAAAAGGGAAAAUGCUAGAAGACACAGAAACCAAACAACACCAACAAAAAAUGGCUUUCAGAAGAACAUCUUUGGUUUUGUAUACUCUCUUCAUCUUUUAUCUUCAACACAAUUUGCUUUCCGUGAGCUCACGACCUCACUCAGCUGAUACGAACCACGAGACUCUUCCUUUUUAUCCCUCAGAGACGGAUGUUGUUGGGUUUGAAGGAAAGACUCGUGAGUUAGCUGUUGUUAUCAAAAAAUCAUUUGGUGGAGGACGUGGCGGCGGCAGUGGCAGCAGGGGAGGAGGAGUUGGAGGUCGAAGCCGAUCACGUGGCGUGGCAGGUGUGAUUUAUCCGGCCAGAUCGCAUUUUCAUCGUUCAAGCGGUAGCAUGAACCUUCGAGGGGCAGUGUGUGCGGUCGGCUGGUUGUGUUUAUCGGUGUUAGCCGGUUUAUUCUUGAUUUAGUCUGAACUUGAUAUAUGUACGUAGGUCUAGAUGGAACUAUGGCGUAUGUAAAGUGUCGAUCAUAUUCACUUAGAAGAAGUGUUUUCACCAGUUGCUCACCCCACAAGAACAAUACAUAUUUAUUUAAAUUUGUAAAGCAAACGUUCCUAUGAUAGCAUCGUCCACUAUUUUUUUUUUACAUAAUACUACCAUUUAGUGGGAA
Brassica rapa (field mustard) is the source of this 866-nucleotide messenger RNA. RefSeq lists its product as uncharacterized. The record is from RefSeq and is a predicted model, not a curated record. NCBI's taxonomy places the organism in Eukaryota, Viridiplantae, Streptophyta, Magnoliopsida, Brassicales, Brassicaceae.